Molecule: messenger RNA, 1014 nt
Organism: Fomitiporia mediterranea MF3/22
Lineage: Eukaryota; Fungi; Basidiomycota; Agaricomycetes; Hymenochaetales; Hymenochaetaceae
Exons: 8
Coding region: 73-870 (265 amino acids)
Molecular function (GO): phosphatase activity
Source: RefSeq, a predicted model, not a curated record
AGUGUCAUAUACGAUCGCUGUAUCUAUACUUCCACCACAAUCUUUUGAGCUAGAGCUAUAGAUUGGAAAACCAUGUCUACGGAGGACGCUGUGCCACAGAGCACCUUGCCGUACCCGCCUUUACACCAGGACAAGAAAUUUGUCGUGCUCUCAGACUGGGAUGGGACGAUCACUACGUAUGAUAGCAAUGAUUAUAUGACGGAUAACUUGGGAUUCGGGAAGGAGAAGAGACGGGAGGGUAAUUUGAGGAUCUUGAAGAAGGAGGUUACGUUUAGAGAUGCAUUCAAGGAAAUGCUUGAUAGCGUUGCGGAAGGACAUUCUUUCGAGGAGUGUAAAGAGGUUCUUAGAAACAACAUAAAUCUUGACUCUGGGUUCAAGGACUUCUACAAAUACUGCAAAGAGAACGAUAUUCCGAUCGUUCUCGUCUCUAGCGGCAUGGAACCGAUCAUCCGUGCGGUAUUAUCAAAGCUCAUCGGCGAGGAAGAUGCGGCGACGAUUGAUAUCGUAUCAAACGAUGUGAGGCACUUGCCUAAUGGGAAGUGGGAGAUACAGUAUCGUCAUCCUACGAGUGGAUAUGGACAUGACAAGUCGCAAGCCAUCUUGCCAUACGGGAAGCUAGCUAACCCGCCAACGUUAUUCUUCUUCGGCGAUGGUGUCUCGGACAUGUCCGCCGCACGUCAUGCCGAUGUCCUCUUCGUGAAGCUCAAAGGCGAUAACGAGAACGAUUUGCACGAGUACUGCAAGGCCGAGGGUAUCCCGCACGUUCUCUUUACGAACUUCUCGAACGCAUUAGAGAAGGUGAAAACGAUCGUAUCCGGUGAGAAGACGAAAGAGGAGGUGUUGAAGGAUGGAGUUUGGUUGGCUGCUUGAUUUGUUCCGCUGGUGAUUAGAUAAAUACCAGUUUGGUGAUGAAUGUUUCGGUCAUUUGACUGUAGACGGACGAUUAGUAUACCUUUGUAGACGCGUUGUUGAAAUGUAAAGACGUAGAAAUGUGUAUCUGUGCCACUCUUAUCG